Messenger RNA from Camellia sinensis, 1030 nucleotides. NCBI's taxonomy places the organism in Eukaryota, Viridiplantae, Streptophyta, Magnoliopsida, Ericales, Theaceae. The record is from RefSeq and is a predicted model, not a curated record.
CAUUAAAACUGACAACUGUUUUCAUUCCUGGAAAAAUGAUCUUUAGCUAUCUGAUCACUUGCUGUAUUAUUUGUUAACAGGUUUAUCUCAUUUCUGACCAUGUAAUUAAACUAUAUGUUGAAGACGGGCUGGAAUUUUCUCUUAAUGCUUUAGGCACUGAGCUGGAGUUUUACAGUCUACUGUGCAAGGUUGACUCCCCUCUGAAAAAUCACAUUCCUGGUGUUUUAGCAAGUGGAAUUCUGUUUAUUGAAAAUGGGUCAUAUAAGAUUGUACCUUGGGAUGGAAAAGGAGUUCCUGAUGUUAUUGCUAGUUGUAAUUUGAUCCCAGAAAAUAGUUUGGAAGUUGAUUUUCCAUUUGGUGUAUGGAGCAAAAAAAAAUUUGAAAUGAAAAAAGCGAGGAUGUCAAUAAAUGAAUUAAUCAGUUCUGGCGACGGCUCAAGGAUAUGGCCAUAUAUUGUAACAAAAAGAUGCAAAGGCAAAACAUUUGCUGAGUUACGAGAAACUCUCUCAUGGGAUGAUACUCUAUAUUUAGCUUCUUUUUUGGGCGAGCAACUGCGCAAUCUUCAUCUCCUGCCGUUUCCUUCUUUAAAUGCUUCAACACUUGCUGAUGCUGAAGAGAAAAUGGAGUACCCUUGUGUUAGUGGUUCAAUGGAGGCUGUCACCAAUAAACUUAGUAUUCCUGCGGAAUGGGAUUUUUUCAUCAGAACUCUAACAAGAAGGAAGAAGGAUGUCUGUAGCCGUUUGACAAAAUGUUUUUGGAGACCAACACGCCAGCCUUGCUGAAUUGUGCAUCAUUCUUAUUUCAUCAUCAGAUGACUUAGAAGGAUUUUGACUUCUCACAGAAUUAGUUAUUUCUUAAAUGGUAUUCAUCAGUCAUCUAAGAAGCAUGGACACGGAUGCGGACACAAACACAGACAUGGGACAUGGUGAUUUCAGAAAAAUGAGGAUACAGACAUGGUGGGAAUACGGCAAUAUAAUAAUAUAUUUUUAGUCUCUAUGUAGAUUAAAUAUUACAUCCACAAACAAUCAAA